AUGAGUGACCCACUCCCGAGAACGGCUGGGGCCCAGCACAUCCGAAUUCGCAAGUCGCACAGCCAGCCCGACUAUGGCACCAUGCCCGUCAUGACCAAGGUCACAGUGCAGACGGUGAGUCACUCUGGUCGUCACCAUGCUGAUUGCGUGCAGGAAGGGCUGCCCAGUUCUCCGUCGCAAGCGAAGGCUGCAGCAGCCUCUGUGCAGGAUCGGAGCCGCUCUCUGACUGAUCCGUCCUACUUGAACCAUCUGCCCGUCCACUCGCCUCCGCACUGCAUCGUGCAAGACACGAUCUGCACGCCAUUCCUCGACACCCCGCAGGCGUUCCGCCAGUCGCCCUUCAAGGCGAUGGCCAAGGACUUUGCAUUUCUGAUCAAGAACAUUGGUCUCGUCCCGUCGAUCCUCCUCCCGAUCAACAACUCGCCGAUUGACCGGCAUAUCCGUUCCAAGGGUAUCCUAAGCGGCCUCUUCCAGGUCGGCCUGAUCUCGACAUCCCUGGUCCUGACCGUCGGCGCCGUCACUAGCUUCUUCACUUCGAUCCCUCCCAUGGCCGCAUGGGUGCCGGUCCUGACUGGGUUCUGCUGGGUUGGUCUGUGGCUGCAAGGCGGCCGCGUGAAGGAGAGUGACGGCGCCGUGAACUUUGUGGAGGGCCACGAGAAAGAGGAGUGGAUCUACAUAAACGGUAUCGCCACCGACGGCUGGACCGCGGAGGCGACGGCCGACUACCUCCAAAACUUGUUCCACAGGCCCAUCACUGGCGUCCUGAACAAGACGCUAGGCAUGUGGUUCGACCUGAUCGAAUGUAUCCUCCAGCGCGACCUCUUUUGGACCACGCAGGACAUCCGAAGCGGCUACGAGGAGCGCAUUGUGAUCAUCGCGCACUCGCAAGGAGGCAUCAUCUGCAGUGCCUGGGUGGACCAGCUGCUGUGCGACUUUCCCGCCGACACACUGGCCAAGCUGGAGAUCUACACCUUUGCGUCGGCUGCGAACCACCUCUCUCGUCCGCUGUAUCUAGCGAAGACGGCCGAGAUCGCGGACGCGAAGACGAUGCUUAACAACUGCUCCAAGAUGUCGUGGGACGAGGUGAAGACGUGCAUCCCGGCCGCGUUCCAAGACGCUGUCCACAUCGACGGCGCCGGGAACGGAACGAGCACGCACGGGGGCAACUCGCCUGUCUUGUCCACCACCCUGCGCGGAGAUCAGGUCGGACUGCGCGCUCUCAAGGCCACUCAGCCAUUCCACCGCGUCGAGCACUUUGCGAACGAGAACGACUUUGUCGCCCGCUUCGGCGUGCUUGGCUGGAGCCCGCCCAUGCCCAAGGAGCAGUACCUCGGCCCGCAGGACCGCAUUCCGUUGGAGAAGGGCGACUUUGGAGGCAGGGUGUUCAUGCGCCCGAAGACGUCAGGCCACCUGCUCCUUGCUCACUACCUGCACCCUACGAAUUCCAUUCUUGACGACCCAGUGGUCCGUGCCCACUCGCGGCUAGUCACCUACCUCGGCGGCGGGAACAGUCUCGCGAAUUCCAAUGUCCUGUCUGGCAGCCCUGUCGCCGACACGCCGUCUUCUGUUUCUGAGACGACUGCGAGCGCCUUUGCCAAGUCGCAGUUCUCCAUCAAGCAGCGCGAGCUGCAGAAGAACGGCUCCAAGCAGUCGCUGGAGGAAGAGACGGACGAGGUCUCUGAGAACGUCUACCACGUCACCAACCCACAAGACCUCCCUGACACCAGAUUCUCAGGCGCAGUCCUCGAGUCUUGGGUUCUUUGUAUCAUCGCUGCAUCGUCGUCCACUUCACCCUCGCGCCCGCCCAACCCAGAGAUCCGAGUGUGGACACUUGGCAACUGA
Trichosporon asahii var. asahii CBS 2479 is the source of this 1842-nucleotide messenger RNA. RefSeq lists its product as uncharacterized. NCBI's taxonomy places the organism in Eukaryota, Fungi, Basidiomycota, Tremellomycetes, Trichosporonales, Trichosporonaceae. The record is from RefSeq and is a predicted model, not a curated record. The transcript has 7 exons. Bases 1 to 1842 code for a protein of 613 amino acids.